Phycomyces blakesleeanus NRRL 1555(-) is the source of this 1357-nucleotide messenger RNA. RefSeq lists its product as hypothetical. Bases 28 to 1173 code for a protein of 381 amino acids. The transcript is spliced from 11 exons. NCBI's taxonomy places the organism in Eukaryota, Fungi, Mucoromycota, Mucoromycetes, Mucorales, Phycomycetaceae. Gene Ontology annotation, cellular component: fungal-type vacuole membrane. Gene Ontology annotation, molecular function: calcium:proton antiporter activity. The record is from RefSeq and is a predicted model, not a curated record. Gene Ontology annotation, biological process: intracellular calcium ion homeostasis; calcium ion transmembrane transport.
CGGCUUUUCUGUAUUGAUAUCUAAAAGAUGAGCCAAGAGAACGAACCUCUUCUUGGAGCUAGUCAAAGCGACUAUAAGCCCGUGACAUUCUGGUCUUCAUUCAAGGCCACAGCCAAGUCCUCGAAAUUCAACUGGCUGUUGAUCUUUGUACCCAUUGCAAUCGUUGUAUCCACCAUGGAUGUGGCUGAUACUGUUGUUUUCUCGCUUAACUUCAUUGCCAUUAUCCCUCUUGCCAAGUUACUUGGUUUUGCCACUGAAGAAUUGGCCUUGCGCUGUGGUUCCACAUGGGGCGCACUUCUCAACGCCACCUUUGGAAACGCCGUGGAACUUAUUCUUGGCAUCAUUGCAUUGAAAGAAGGAUUGAUUCGCGUCGUACAAGCCUCCGUCCUCGGUUCAAUCUUGUCCAACAUCCUCUUGGUCUUGGGUUUCUGCUUCUUGAUGGGUGGAGCUCCCCGUUCCGAGCAGACUUUUAACAUUACUGCUGCCCAGACAUCUUCCUCUCUCCUUGCUUUGACUACCCUCUCUUUGUUGGUCCCUGCUGCCUUUAGCGCCAGUGCCAUCAACGAUAGUGAUGGAGGAGAGGCUGGUAUUCUCAACAUCAGUCACGGAACUGCCAUUAUCUUGUUGAUUGUCUACGUUUUGUUUUUGAUCUUCCAGCUCAAGACCCACACCCACCUGUAUGAAGAUGAAGUUGAUGAGGCCGAAGUUCCCACCACCACCCUUAGCUUUUCCGUUAUUUCCUUGAUCACAAUUGCUGCAUUUGUCUCUCUCCACGCAGAAUUCUUGGUGGGGGCAAUUGAGGGAGUUGUCACUCAGUGGGGAAUCAACGAGACCUUUGUCGGUAUCAUCCUUUUGCCUUUGGUCGGAAAUGCUGCCGAGCAUCUUAGCUCAGUUACCUUUGCCAUGAAGGACAAGAUGAACCUCAGUAUCGGUAUCGCCAUCUCUUCUUCCCUCCAGAUCGGACUUUUGGUCACCCCUGUAUUGGUUAUUAUUGGAUGGGUCAUUGGUCAGCCCAUGACCCUUUUCUUUGAGAACUUUGAGACCAUCAUCCUCUUUGCCAGUGUCAUGAUCGUCAACUACCUUAUCCAGGAUGGUCGUUCCAACUGGUUCGAAGGCAUCAUGUUGUUGGCUUCAUAUGCUAUCAUUGCUUUGGCUUUCUACUUCCACCCUUAAAACAAGUGAAAAGUGAAAAAAAAAAGGGAAUUUAUUAUAAUCAAUAGUCUGAUACCAAUAAUAUAUAUAUAUAUAUAUAUAUAUUUCUAUUCUUUGCAAAAUUCAUUUACAUAUUUUUACCACAAAAUCAUUAUUUUUUGAAUGAAAAUAUAAUAAUAAAAAAACUUUAAGCUUUGAUAAUUAC